AUGGAAAUUGCUCAUCAUCAUCAUCAUGAAGAAGAGAAUAUGAAAGCUCUUUAUGAGGCAUCAUACCAAGGAAGUGUUUCGAUUUUGAACACACUGAUACAGAACGAUCCAUUAAUCUUACACAGAAUUAGCUCACAAACUAUCUUUGUUGAGACUCCCUUGCACAUAUCAGCUUUACUUGGCCACCUUGAAUUCUUAAAAACCCUUCUUACUCACAAACCCAAACUCACUCUUGAGCUGAACUCCUUCCAAAGCACAGCCCUCCACUUAGCUUCAGCAGAAGGCCAUGUCGAGAUUGUGAAAGAGUUGCUGUUAGCUUGUGAUGAGGCAUGUUUAUUUUGUGAUCAGCAAGGCAGGAUUCCCUUGCAUUAUGCUGUCAUGAGAGGGAGAUUUGACGUUGUGAUAGAGUUGAUUAGAGCCAAGCCAGAGUCUUUGAGGAUGCUCCAUAAAGGGAACACCAUUUUCCACCUUUGUGUCAUCUACAAUCGCUUGAAGAUCCUAAAAGCCUUGAUGGAAUCGGACACUACUCACACCUACGAGCUGCUCAGUUCAAGAGAUUUGGAUGGAAAUAACACCAUUCUCCAUUUGGCUGUCAUGUUCAAGCAAGUUGAGAUUGUAGGGUACCUGCUUUCAGUUCCUGAAAUAAGAGAGGUGGCAAAUUUGGUGAACUGCAUGGGUUACACCGCUCAUGAUAUUGUGAAACGAAUUCCACAGGACUUGAAGAGCCUUGAAAUAGAGUUGAUAUUCAUGAACACUACUUGCAUCAAAAGAGACGAAAAGAAAAGAAUGGAAAAUGCUCAUCAAACACCAAUUACUGAUGAGCUGGUUUUUGACCAAGCAGCUGCGAGCCCUAAGGAGAAGCGUAGGACAAAGAAAAUUUUCAAGUGCAUGGGAAAGUGGUUUAAGCAUAAUGGUGGUUGGUUAGAGGAGAUGAGAGGGAACUUAAGUCUUGUAGCCACUGUUAUUGCAACCAUGACCUUUCAAGUUGCCAUUAAUCCUCCAGGAAGCUUCAUUCAACAGGGUCUAGUUGAUUCCAAUGCCAAAGCCAGUAACAACAUGGGACCCCUCGAUUGUUUCCCGUUGACAAAAGAUAAUGAUGGUUCUGAAAUCUAUAAAGCAUGUCCAGGGGAAGCCAUGCUUGCUUCUCGUUAUCCAUAUGACUUCCGCAUCUUCGUAAUUUACAACACCAUCUCUUUCGUUGCAUCUCUUGGCGUUACCCUUUUGCUGGUAAGUGGGGUUCCUCUGAAGAAUAAGGUCGUGAUGUGGACCCUAUGCAUAGGAAUGUGUAUCACUCUCACAUCCCUAGCACUGACCUACUUUAAUGGACUUCUUUUGAUAUCCCCAUACACAGUUUGGGAUUCAACUGUUGAAGUGUAUAGCGUAGCCACUUGGACUUGGGUUGCGUUGCUUGGAGUCGUAGGUUUAUACAUCAUUGUGGGCGUCGUUAUAUGGGCAGUGAAGAAAUGCAUCAAGAUAGUUAAACAUUGCAUGUCCGUGUGUCAGAGGAACAAAAACGAGAAUGGUUGUUGUUUGCUAUGA
Neltuma alba is the source of this 1539-nucleotide messenger RNA. Its product is annotated as ankyrin repeat-containing protein At5g02620-like. The coding region runs from base 1 to 1539 and encodes 512 amino acids. Gene Ontology annotation, cellular component: plasma membrane. NCBI's taxonomy places the organism in Eukaryota, Viridiplantae, Streptophyta, Magnoliopsida, Fabales, Fabaceae. The transcript has 2 exons. The record is from RefSeq and is a predicted model, not a curated record. Gene Ontology annotation, molecular function: protein binding.